AUGAAAAUUGCAUUCGGCUCCGUGGUCGUUGGAGGGGGUUUGACGGGUGUUCUCAGUUUCAGCUGUUUGGCGCUCGCCAUUGGAACUGAAUACUGGUACAUCAUUGAGGACAAGCGCAUGAACCACACCGAUCCGGCGCACACGCACUCUGGACUUUGGGGAGUUACGGAAGAUGUCCAAAGUCAUACAGAAGACACUUCAAGAUAUUCAGAAUCAGAAAGGGAAAUGGAGAUCAUGCAUAGUGCGAUUGCCAUAUUACUGCCCCUGAGUCUGGUGAUGCUGGUGUUUGGAGCCAUCUGUGGCCUCGUCAGUUCUCUAGCCAGAAGCCAGACACUCCUGCUCGGAUCUGCUUCAUAUUUUCUUCUCUGCAGUCUUCUCACUCUCUCUGGGGUGAGUCUGUACAUCAGAUACUCUCAGAAGGCUCUCGAAGAGACUGAAAGGCAGAUGGGGCGUGAACAGAUGGCUCAGGUGCACACAUCAUUUGGCUGGUCUAUGGGCAUGGCCUGGCUCUCCUUUCUUCUGGAGGUGAUCACUGGGCUUCUCCUACUGCUGGCUGCCAGAUUGGCUCCUUUAGCACAGUACGAAGAGUCAGUCGGUCCAAUAUAGUGCUACUUCCCCACCUUAUUGGAACAUAAUUGUCCAUUUCAGGCAAGGUAAAAAAGUAUUCAAAGUGUCUAUUUGCAUCCCGGUGUAAAAAGCAACUGCCAUACAAGGCAGCUAUUUGCACCCCAAUAGUCUGGUGAAUCAGACAGAAAUUUUAGGGAUGUAACAAUCCACCGAUAUACUUUUUAGGGGGAUAAUAAUCAUAAAUUGCGUGGAGCGGCUCACAUACGCGAGUAUGGCUUCCCUCAAUAUCAUGGCACAUGAGACACAUUUUAAUUCUGCAUGGGAAUUUUCACUUUUAGAGCGCUUUGGAGCAAUUCAACCAUGUCAAAUGGCUAAUGAGCCCUGGUAUUUUGAACAGACCUGACAAGGUAAAGAGAAAACACCUGCCCUGCUGCACCCACAUCAAUUAGAAGACUUUUCACAUCAACACUCUUACUAACAUUUUUCAAUACAACCAUAGAAGUUGUAGCUAAGAAAAAGCAGGGAUCGCACAUACUCUCCUAUUGUGGGUAUUUUGGAUUGAAAGACUACUGCUGUAAAGAUGACAAAUUAUCACUGUAGUGUUAACCUCAUUCCACAAGGCAGUAAGCUGUUAUCAAAUGAUUGAUGAUCACUUGUAUGUGAUUGCAUGACUAUUUUUAUUUAUUGUUUUAACUGAAGUACCUUAUUUUGUUGCUGGUGUUCCGAUAUGGAUACUGGAUUUGCAUUUUCAGAGAGCACAAUGAAAUAUGAAAAUAAUAUUUUGGUUGCAUUUCUGACAUAAUAAUGUAAUUGAUUAUGCAAAAUAGGCACAUAAUAUCGAUCACAGGCCCCUGAAUCUAAUUUAAUCGAAAUCGUAUCGUGGCAGACUAUAAGGUAUCGCAAACAUCAGAUCGCUGGCUAAGAGAAUCGAUACAAGAACGUAUCGUGAUGAAACUGCUGAUUUAAACCCCUAAGAAAUAUACGACAAAUUAAACAAUAGUGGCGUGGGAUGUAAAGGUUGUGUGUGAAUGUGUAGUGUUGUCCUAAUGACCUCAGUUCUAAUUCUACUUUUGUCCUAUCCGAUUUCCUGUUUCCACUCUUAAUAUUUGGUUAAAUACUACCUCAAUUUAUAAUAAUAGAUACAAAUUAAUAUAAAUGUUGAUUUCAUCGGCAUUGCAGUGAUUUGGUCACGGUGAAUGUCGGGGAGUGGAGAGAAGGGUUUGAUCCGGAGGCGGGGUCUGUCAAUCGCAUUCGUUCCCACGUGAAACCAUGGUUACUGUAGUUAAGCCAAAGUUUUUCUAAGGUUAGGUUUAGGGGUAGGAGUUAAUGUAGUGUCUGUGGGACUCUAAAUAAAUGCACGGCAGUGAUGUCCAUACUGUAUGUCAGUAUUUAAAUAUAGGUGCAAAUAGGAUCUGACACUAUAUGCACCAGGGUGCAAUUAGUAUCUACCAUUAUUUGCACCAGGGUUGGGGUACAAAUAAUAUCUACCACUAUUUGCACUGGGGUGUAAAUAGCAUAAACCAUUAUUUGCGCCAGGGUGCAAAAAGCAUCGGCCGAAAGUAUUUGCCAAUGUAACGCAAGUUCUCUCUGUCAUGAGAAUCUGAGCAUUUGUCGGAGCAAAAACAAGAUCUACACCUGUAAAUCUGGUGUACCGUUUUUCUGAAGAGAUUAUAAUUAACACCACGGUGUUAUCUCCACCACAUCUCAAAUUCUGUAUUAUGUUUAAUAGAAUUCUGUGUUGGAAAUGACAGUUAUGGAAAUGAAAUGAAUUUGCAGACACCUUUGUCUUGCUAAGGCUAAUUUCAAAGCUAGCAUUUGAUGUACACACAAUUAAAUAAUAUUUUUCAGAAUUUUUCCAUAAUUUAGCAACAUUUAAGCUUGAUUGGAAAUGACACCUAAUAAAAAUAUUCUGCUAGCAAGUGAUAUUUACCUUAAAAUAAAAUCACUUUUCUCAAAAUACGUUUCAAGCAUGCUCUUGACAGACACUUUUGUCGACUUGGUUAAAAAGUACACGGACUUCUGAAAGAAACAAUUGUUAGGGGCUAAAUUGUUUGAUGUGAUUGAAAUGACACCACAACUGUGAAAUAAUUUUCACAAAAUAAAUAUUGUUUGUUUAGAUAAUCUGAGCUUUAAACAUGAAAUAAUUGGUAGUGUUACUUUUUUUAUUAUUAUUAUUAUAAAUUCAUAUUAAAACUCUGAGACAAGGCUAAAACAGUAUAGUCGGUACAUAAAAGGUAUUUGAAAUGUACCCAAAUGAAAUGCUGAAAGCCUGGUAAAAAGUUUCCAAGUCAGUUUUAUUGUGUGAAAAAUAUAUAUUUUUUUAAAUCUGUUAGUUUUAAUAAAUAUUGUAUGCCCACUGGGACAUGAAUUGCCUAAAGUUGGAUAAACAAACAUACAAAAGGUUUUCAGAGUUUAUUUUCCUUGUUAAGAGCAUAAACCUCAAAUUAUGUUAGAAGUGUCCUUAAAGCUAACAAAACUAUGCCAAUUGGUAAAAAAAUUAACUUAAUAUCUUAUUUCACUUCUCAAGAAUAUUUAUCUAAUUUUAAGGAUGUUUAUAUAUUUUUCCAAGCAAACAAAGCAAAAAUACAGAUAUGCAGCAUAAUAAGUAUUUAAGGUGGAAUCACACUGUGCUGUGGAUUUUUAAAAGCUUACAAUCGUUGAACUCUGUUCAAAUGCUAUUUUUUGUAAGAGGUCAUUCAAUUUCUUUCUCCAAACUGAAGCAUAUUUUCAUUUCAUAUGAUUAGCCUAUACAGACCAAUUCAAUCCUAAAUAAGUUUGUGUGGCUCAUUUCAUAUCUUUUGUCUAUAAUUGCUACUGUAAUUGCUUGUAAUUCUCCUGUGUUUGUGUCUCUUUGAUGGAUUAUCUUUUAUGCUAGGUUCCUGUUUUCCAUUUUUUCAUAUUUUUGUUGAUUAUUUCUUCAUAUAAUCACUCUUGCUUUCACUUUCUGAAAGGAAUAUAUGAAUGGAUGCAGUGGCCGAACUGUACAUGUUAAUAGAUGUUUACAGCAUGUUCCUUCAUCAUAUAUGGGUAGUUUAUGAAAAAGUCUGAACUAUGGAAUAACAUAAAUGGAACUAAGGGAAUUAGUCACCCUUUGCCUAGAAUUUGCAGACAUGUACUCUUGACAUUUUCUCAACCAACUUUUUGAGGUAUCAUCCUGGGAUGCUUUUUAAACAGUAUUGAAGAAGUUCCAAUCUAUGUUGGGCACUUAUUGGCUGCUUUAUUAUUUGGUCCAAUUAAUCAAUUUCAAAAACUUUUAACUGUUGCAUAUUAUUCUGGUAUUGUUUUAUGGCAACAGCACGGAACAUUGUGCUUUGUCAGAUAUCGGCAAGAUUAAAGAUUUAUUGAAUGUCAGUACUUAAUGGUUAAUUACAUAUUGUUCCUUCUAAUUGUGUCCUUAAACUCAGGUUUUUCCCAAAAAAAAACAAAUAAGUAUCAGGUUUCUGUGUAUCAAAUGGUUGUUAAAACAUUUAUUUUGAUUAUAGCCUGUAGCCUAAGUGGUAGGUGACAAGGUAGUGGGUUUGAUUUCCAGGAAAAAUACAUACAAAUACAUAUUUAGAUAAAAGUGUCAGCCAAAUGCUUAAAUGUACAUUUUGAUUACACGCAGAACCACAGCUAUAGAAAUUAACAGAUGAAAUGUAAUGAUUUUACAGUGACAGCAAAAGUGAUUUAAAAGAAUUCUGGUGGUUUUGGGACACAGUACAUUAAUUUACAGUCUAUGAUGGCUUAAACAUGAACCCUGCAGUGAGUUCUUUUCAUCACAGGAUAACAGUGGCCAUAGGUGUCAGGGGUCUGCAUUAACACUUUCAUUACAAGCUAUAAUAAAAAGACAAGAAAUCAGAAUCAUUCAAGCUCAUUUUCAGGUGAGGAAAGAAAAUUGAACAAGAGGGGGAAACAAGGUUAAUUUUACUGACGUAUUUUGUUGGAAGAAAGCAAAAAAUAGACCUUGAUGCUCAUUUUUAAAUGGAAACUAAUGAUUGUUUAUUUGCUCUAAUAUUAUUUGUAUAAAUUUAAUUACAUUUGAAGAAAUGGAACUAAAAGCAAAGAUUUCAAGUUACUGCUUCCCAAACAGAUGUAAAUGUUUUAUGAUUUUAAAUUAUUCACAGAUAAAAUGUUUUAUGCAAUACUUAUUUUUGACAUCUCUCAGUGAUAACCCUCAAGUCUUAUCCAUAUAAUUAUGGAUUUCUGUCAGAGCCAUUCUUUUGUUGUGGCCACUUUCAUAAGAGGCUGAUUAGUCCACCCCAUCAGGGCCCUAACUGAACUCAAGGCUGAAAUUAAUGUUUCUUUGGGCUGGCCUUGUGGCUCACUCCUUAAAGGCACAUACCCAUAUUUUCCCAUUUUAAUCAGUUCUAUCAGAACUGUGUCUAUCAGUUCUUCUUUUUUUUUUUUUUUCAAUGACAAGCCAAGCACAUUUUAAUUUACAGAGUGAAGAUUAAAGGGUUUCAUGAUUAUGCUAGAUACAUUUCUUAAAACCACAUUUUACUGUUCAGAACUUACAUCUAACUGAAUACUGUCAGCCGGUGUUUUUAUAUCAAACAUUAUAAUUUAAUGUCGGGGAUUUCAUGUGCACAUUAUAAAGGACUAGACAGUAGAUACUUGUUGGCAGUAGCAAAAGCCAAUUGUAUUUACCAAAUUUCAAAGAAAAAUUCAAAUGCAAACAGCUAGUCUUCACAAUUUCACUCUUGUUGAUGUAGUUUACUCUUUGCAUGGCUCAAGAGUAAUUUCAUCUUUAUAAAGCAAUUGACACAUCUAAAGAUGUUGAGAUGUCAGGCAUGACACCAUGUUCCAUUGGUAUUUUAGCUUAAAGCUGUCUUAAUUGUGCGUAUCCAUGGCUAUUGAACUUUAAAGAUAAAGUCAAAAAGUUCAAAAAAAAUAAGCAACAGAUUAAAUAUACAUCCAAAUACAGUUCAAAGCUACUUAAUUAGUAAUUGAUAUAGUCCCAGUCAUUGCAUCCGACCUACAAGCUCUAGGAUUAAAGUUAAGCAUUAUCAAUCAAGACUAGACAGAGUCCCUGAGCCCUUUUUUGAUAUCCACUGCAGCAAAUGCAAUCUCCUCUUUGUCGUCAUGACAAUCCGUCUCUACACUGACUGUGUGCAUCUUUAUAGGCAACUCUUAUAUAACACAAACUCAGUGGUAAAAAUAAUAAAACUAGCAAUAACAUCAAAGGCACUCUGGUCUCAAAGAUUUUUUUUUAUCAUCCUAAAUUUGCUUGUGCUCAAUGUGUGAAAUCAAACUAUUCGGUGACAUUUUAGUUUUACAGUGUUCCUGUAACUGUGUAUUUACAUAGGUAAUUACUGAAUAACUUCGUUACUAAUGAAUUACUAUUGAACUACAUGUAUUUUCUGUGUAAUUAUUUUGUGGAUAUGCUUGUACUAACAUAUUUUUUAUUACUAUAGAAAUUAAUAAUAGUAACAUGUAAUAUGUGUUACACAAGAUUCAAAUGUUAAUCAUAACCGUUAAUUGUGAGAAAUCAAUAAAAUACUUUGAUCCACUGGAUUGUUAUUAAGGCCAACAAACUGAAUGGUGAAAUCGACUUAAUGUACUGUUAUCAUACCAUGCAUAACUGCUAAUUUCCAAAUGAAACUCUGUCUCUAAAUUUAGAUGCUGAAGAGUAGCAGUCUGUAUAUAAGAUAAAGUGGGUGUAGUGUAACUUUCAUCACUAUAUCAGGGUAGUGUAAGUGGGUGAUUCUUUGUUUGGCUGUUCAGCUGGAGUCUAAGGUAUAUACUGUAUAAUUAUGCCUCUAUUUGCAGUUUUAGUCCAGUUUUAAAGACCCCCAUGAAAUUGCUUAAAGGGUUAGUUCACCAAAAAAUGAAAAUUAUCCCAUAAUUUACUCACCCUCAAGCCAUCCUAGGUGUAUAUGACUUUCUUCAUUCAGCGAAACACAAUUGGAUUUAUAUAAAAAAAUAUCCUGGCUCUUCCAAGCUUUAUAAUGGGAGUAUAAGGUACCUUAGAUUUUGAAGCCCAAAAAAGCGCACCCAUCCAUCAAAAAAGUAAUCCAUAUUGCUCCAGGGGGUUAAUAGUAGUAUACGCAUUGGUCACUUCUCAACGGAGCUUAUGCUUCACCUACAUCACACACAGGAACUCGACUCUCCUGUAAAUGCAUGAAUGGCCGUUACCGGAAGCCAGUGAUUACAUUUUAUAAAUGUAUAAAUAUGGAUAUAUUUCUUACAAAAAUGCAUCGCUUCACUUCAGAAGGCCUUUAUUAACCCCCUGGAGCCGUAUGGAUUACUUAUUUGAUGGAUGG
Messenger RNA from Xyrauchen texanus (razorback sucker), 6809 nucleotides. RefSeq names its product transmembrane protein 235-like. The transcript has 4 exons. Lineage: Eukaryota; Metazoa; Chordata; Actinopteri; Cypriniformes; Catostomidae. Bases 1 to 606 code for a protein of 201 amino acids. Gene Ontology annotation, cellular component: apical plasma membrane. The record is from RefSeq and is a predicted model, not a curated record.